CCCCUUGCCCGCUUUUCGCCAUGGCUGUCAUCUGCCAUGGGCGCUUCCAGUGUGAAGGGAGUGCCCGUCUCGCAGGUCGAGACUUUCUGGGACCAUCCGCGGGUGCAUCGACAGGUUGUGUCCUUUGAGGAUGCCAAGGCGGUCUCUGGACAGGCGACGUCUGGAAAGGCUGGCAAGGCCAAUGUCGCGCAGACCUUGAAACCCAAGGAGAGUGAGGAAGCCAGAGAAAAGCGAUGGCUGAAUGACGUGCAGACGCCUGGCCGCCUCAAAAGAACCGUUGUUUUCCCAGUGGGCGACUGGUUCCUCGGGGUGGGAGAUGGAGGAAUCGGCCGUGACAAGGACAACCCAGCAGGUGGUGCCUUGAUCAUGAAAGGCUCGCUGUCUGACUUCGACGAGGAGGAUAGACCACCCAAGUGGGAUACGAUGACUGACGACACAGAAGACAAGGCCCUCCAGGCUUUUGGAGCGCAAAGCCAAGGAGAUCCGGGGCAGACGAAGCCAAAGGUCGACAAGAAGGCACAGAAGAAGGCUGCCCUCGGCAAGCUCGGCCUGGAUCCAAGCAGCGAAGAGUUCAAGCAAAGCCACGAGCCUCCGCCAGGCGGAUGGACGAACAAUGCUCGCGCCGGCGUCACAAGGCUGCCGAUGGUGGGCUACGGCGGGGAGCUCCAGUUGCUGGAGGACUUCAGGUCGCAGACCAUCCGGUUCAGCGACCUGACCGAUAGCUCGCGCUUUUCGUGCCAGCAAUCUGCUUGGGGCCCUGGCCCCGGGGGGCCAGGCCCAGUGCCUACGCAGCAGGGCUAUCCUCACCCCCAGAUAGAGCUGGACCACCCCGAGUCUUAUGUGCAUGUCCACUUAGAAGACAGAGCAGCCGGGCCUGUGCCCCACGUGCUCUGGGACGCUGCCUACGACAUGGGUGGCACGGAGGUCCUGAAGUCGGCAGCCACGGCCAUGUGGGGCACGCGGCCCAAUAUGGAGCUCUUUUGCCCGCCGAAGCAUGGCCCGCCUCACUGGUUCGAGCUGACUAUCUCCCGAAUGGCCAACGCAAGGAGGCGACCCUACAUGAUGCAGGACUUCAUCGCGUCCCAGGUCAUUUCAGCUUACAGGCCCGACCAUGAUCCUCAAUUGGAUGCUUUCUCGAUGGCUGUGGAUCAGGGCAACUCGGCAGAAGCUGCCAAAGCGCUGUGAGAGCUUGCCAACAGAGUUUGUGUAGAGUCAAAUCAAAUGCCCAUAGA
Molecule: messenger RNA, 1232 nt
Organism: Effrenium voratum
Lineage: Eukaryota; Dinophyceae; Suessiales; Symbiodiniaceae
Source: the annotation of a GenBank genome assembly